Messenger RNA from Exophiala aquamarina CBS 119918, 1290 nucleotides. RefSeq names its product ethanolamine-phosphate cytidylyltransferase. Gene Ontology annotation, cellular component: cytoplasm. The transcript has 3 exons. The coding region runs from base 1 to 1290 and encodes 429 amino acids. The record is from RefSeq and is a predicted model, not a curated record. Gene Ontology annotation, molecular function: ethanolamine-phosphate cytidylyltransferase activity. Lineage: Eukaryota; Fungi; Ascomycota; Eurotiomycetes; Chaetothyriales; Herpotrichiellaceae. Gene Ontology annotation, biological process: phosphatidylethanolamine biosynthetic process.
AUGAGUGACGAUGUGCCAAAAGCUGGCGAAUGGCCAGUAGAUCCUCAAGAGGAUCAAGAGAUUCUCAAAGAGCGCAUAUGGGUCGACGGCUGCUUCGACUUUGCCCACCAUGGCCAUGCUGGUGCCCUAUUCCAGGCACGCCAACUCGGAAAGGCGUUGUAUGUAGGUGUUCAUUCGGAUGAAGAAAUCCUGGAGAACAAGGGCCCGACUGUCAUGACCUUGGACGAGCGGUUGGCUGCUGUUGAUGCGUGCCGAUGGUCGACCAAAUCGGUUCCCUACGCACCAUAUGUUACAGCCUUACCGUGGAUCUCACACUAUGGAUGUUGGUAUGUUGUCCAUGGCGAUGACAUCACUUCCGAUGCCAGCGGCGAAGACUGCUACCGCUAUGUCAAGGCUGCCCAACGGUUCUUAGUGGUGAAAAGAACCCCUGGCAUAUCGACUACUGAUCUGGUCGGCCGAAUGCUGCUAUGUACUAAGGGCCAUUUCAUCAGAUCCUUAAUGGACGAACUUGAAGGUGUCUCCGAAGGCAAGGCCGACUCCGAACGUGUCAAAGCAGGGGCUGCUAUGCUCCAAAGAAUAAAGGACUACGCUACAGAUGAGACGGCUCUGCACCCCGGGUCAGAAGUCUGGACGUGGGGCCCAGGCAGCAAGGCCAAUUCUGCACAUGAAACCCACGAUUCUGGCUUCUUCAAACGACUUGUCUCAGGAAAGGGUCCGCAGCCGGGCCAACGCAUCGUCUACGUCGAUGGAGGCUUCGAUCUCUUCUCAUCUGGGCAUAUUGAGUUUCUGAAGCGCGUCAACGAGGCAGAACAGGGCAAAGCCUACGUCAUUGCAGGAGUCCACAACGAUGCCGUAAUCAAUCAUUGGAAAGGGCUCAACUAUCCAAUCAUGAACAUCUUCGAGCGUGGUCUCUGUGUGCUGCAAUGCCGCUACGUCCACUCCAUCAUCUUUGGCGCUCCAUUCUCACCUUCGAAGCAGUACCUCGAGGCCAUCCCGCUGGGCCAAGUCAGCGCAGUGUACCAUGGCCCCACGGCCUUCAUGCCCUCGACGUACGAUCCAUACACGGAUGCUAAGGAAAUGGGCAUUCUGCGAGAAAUAGAAUCUCAUCCUUACGCAAACGUCAAUGCUGGCGAGAUCGUCAAGAGAAUUAUGAAAGGCCGACAAGCCUUUGAGGAACGCCAAAGGCGGAAGGGUGAGAAGGCAAUUGGCGAAGAAGUCACACGUCAGCGCGAAAUCAUGGAGCAGAAACAGGCCGCCAUUGAAGAAGAGCGGCGGGCGGCUUUGAAUUGA